AUGGAGGGUGAAAAGGUAAUUACGAAGGGGUCAGCAAAUAAGGCAGAUGGGCAGGACAGAUCAUUCCCCUGCCUUUACUGUUCUCGAAAGUUCCACACCUCACAAGCGUUGGGCGGCCACCAAAACGCGCACAAGAAAGAGAGAACCGCCGCCCGGAGGAGCAGGUGGACUCGCCAGUACGCCGCCGCCCCGCCGCCGCCACCUCACCUGUUCUUCCCUCCGAUCGGUGUUCUAAACCCUUACCUCGCUGCCCACGGCGGGAGUUUCCGACAGUUUCAGGGGGCGGACGGCCGGAGUUUCGGGUCGAGUGCGGCGGCGCGGCUGGAAAACAUCGCGAUGAAGUUUUUUGAAGGGGAAUUCGUGGAUUGGCAGAGGAUUGGGAGAGGAGAGGAAAAUCUGCGGUCUGAUUUGAGUAAAGGCGGUGAGGAUCAGAAGCUCGACUUGUCUCUUCAUUUGUGA
Messenger RNA from Striga asiatica, 459 nucleotides. The record is from the annotation of a GenBank genome assembly. Lineage: Eukaryota; Viridiplantae; Streptophyta; Magnoliopsida; Lamiales; Orobanchaceae.